GUGAAGCGCUGGCGCAAACAACAACAAAUUAUAAGAUAAAGAAACGUAAGAAAACGAACAAAACUACACAGAUGAUUGUGUUGACAUUUGUGAAGUGACGUGUGUGCAUUGUAGUUGUAAUUGUAAAAUUGUGCGAUGGUGGAAUUUUCUUGAAUAUAUCGAAAUUUGCAAAAAUAUUGGAACUACAAUUUCUGAAAACUUACAUGAAUGGCUAAAUAAAAGCGUUACCCGGUGUGAUACAUAUGCAGAAAUUUUUUAAAAAUUUGCUAAAAAUGUCUACGCAAAAGGUGAUUGUUUAUACUGUCGCGUUUGCUAUUUGCGUUUUCUUGGGCACUGCAAUUGGGGCGAACAAUACCAAUGGCAUUGAUGGAACCGUGAUCAGUAAUAAUAACAUCAGUUAUACUGUGCCCUCUGCUAAUUCAGCGACCCCAGUUCAACCGGCAGCAGUCAAUCAGAUUGGGGCUAGCACUGAUGGCGUUUCUGUGGGCCUGAAAAACACUCCACAAGAUAAUACAGCUGACAACCUACGAAAUUUUAUAUCUGUAGCGACCGCAUCCAUAUCAGGCGUACCGAUCAUUAAUACAAAUAAUACAAAUACUAAUCCAACAAACACGACGACCACUACGACGCUGGCACCCACAAACACAACUCAGAAUGCUACAACACCCACUGCUGAUCCGCCACUACCAGAUCAGCAUGCAGUGGAGCAGGAACAUAAUUCAUCGUUGUCGAUUUUCUUCGUCAUAUGCGUUAUUAUGUUGGGCAUUUUGCUCAUACAUUCAAUGCUGCAGACCGGGUUUCAGUAUUUACCCGAAAGCAUUGUGGUUGUAUUUCUGGGUGCCCUAAUAGGGCUGCUCCUCAAGGUUAUGUCGGGUGAGAAUGCUAGCUGGAAGCGUGAGGAAGUAUUCUCGCCGACGGGAUUCUUUUUAGUUCUAUUGCCGCCGAUUAUAUUCGAAUCGGGCUAUAAUUUGCAUAAGGGCAACUUCUUUCAAAAUAUUGGUUCGAUUCUGGUAUUUGCUAUAUUUGGUACGACCAUUUCGGCGCUAGUUAUCGGAGCUGGUUGUUAUUUACUGGGAGUGGCAGAGGUCGCUUACAGGCUUAACUUCUCUGAAUCAUUCGCUUUUGGUUCACUCAUCUCGGCUGUGGAUCCAGUCGCUACCGUAGCUAUAUUCCAUGCUUUGGACGUAGAUCCUAUACUAAACAUGUUGGUUUUUGGCGAGAGCAUACUGAACGAUGCCAUUUCCAUUGUUCUCACCACGUCGAUCACCCAAUCGGCCAAUACCCCCGCUAAUAGUCAGGCAACAACAGGUGAGGAAAUCUUUUCAGCACUUAAAACAUUCUGCGAAAUGUUCUUCGCCUCUGCUGGUAUUGGCGUAGUUUUCGCACUCAUAUCGGCGUUGCUUUUAAAGCAUGUUGAUCUUCGUAAACAUCCUUCGCUCGAGUUCGCCAUGAUGUUAAUGUUCACCUACGCACCUUACGUGCUUGCUGAGGGCAUACAUCUGAGUGGCAUUAUGGCCAUACUGUUCUGUGGGAUCGUCAUGUCGCAUUACACGCAUUUUAAUCUUUCCACCGUUACGCAGAUUACAAUGCAACAAACUAUGCGCACACUUUCCUUCAUCGCGGAAACUUGUGUGUUCGCUUACUUGGGACUUGCAAUAUUCUCCUUUAAACAUCAAGUCGAACUUUCCUUUGUGAUUUGGUCAAUUGUGCUUUGCCUCCUCGGGCGCGCAUGCAACAUAUUUCCAUUGGCUUUCUUGGUUAACAAAUUUCGCGAGCAUAAAAUCACCAACAAAAUGCAGUUCAUAAUGUGGUUCUCUGGCUUGCGUGGUGCCAUUUCAUAUGCACUUUCUCUGCAUUUGGAUCUACCCAACGAUGAAACACGCCGUGUACUCAUCACUACGACACUCAUUAUUGUGCUCUUCACAACGCUAUUCUUUGGCGGUUCAACUAUGCCGCUGCUAAAAUACCUAAAACCAGGCAAAAAACGGCGUACACGCUCGGGACGAACAGCAAAUUCCUCGGAUGUAUCGCGGCGUGGUGGAACGCGUACGCGAAAGCGCACUAAAUCGAUUUCGCUUUCAAAGACACGUGAAUGGGGUCAAGCUAUUGACUCUGAGCACUUAUCCGAACUGACUGAGGAGGAGGAUGUUUCCUUCGCACAAACACGCGUAGGCGGCUUCGGGCGUAUGGAUCGAAAAUUCUUCAUUCCUUUCUUUACACGUCGCUUCAAUAGCCAAGAAUUGCAUGAGUGCAAGUCACAAAUGGCAGAUUUGACUAAUAAAUGGUAUCAAGCGAUACGUAUCAGUCCGCUAGAUUCGGACGAAUCAGAUGAGGAAUUGGGCAUGUCGGCGAGUACGAGUCAAAGCUCGAUGAGUGCGUCUCGCACCUAAUGUGUAAGAAGAAAAUACUUAGUAGAGUAGGCAGACAGUUUAUAGGAAGGGAAUGUGCAAUGAUGAUAUUUGAUAAAUUUUUGACGUCUCAAAUUAAGCACUUGUGUGCACAUUUCCAAGUCGCAUUUUAGUUGCUUUCAUGAAAGAUAUUUACAUAAGAUACAUAUGUACAUAUUUAUGAAAGUACAUUGUGCUGUGAGAGCUAAAGUAAUAUGUAUUUGCCAAAAGAAAACUGGGAUUUUUUGUAGAGCUGAAAACCAUAGAACGAGUAGUUUUAACGAAAAUAUAUUUUAUUUAAUUGAAGUUAUCCAUACUGUAAUCAAUUUAAUUCCAGCAGUCCUGAUCAUAUGCAAUACUAUAUUUAAAAUUCCAGUGGGUUUCGAUCUUCGGUGACGGGUUACGUUAUGAAAUAGAGAUGUAUGAUUAAGACAUUUGAUAACUUCUUUGUUUAUGGGGAUACAUUUGUACAUACAGAUAUUUUGAUAUGUAAAUUUUAAAGUAGCGUUCGAACUGUGCUUAGCAUGCAUAAAAAAUUCUCCGUUCGCUUAAAACGCUUAAAGUAAUUAGAAACUAAUGUCCUAAAUUGCUGUUUAGUUUGGCUUCAUUCUGAAAUUAAAGUUAAACUAUUUCUAUUUUAAUAAUCCUUAAGCUUGAAUGCAGCCAUAUUCAAACUUAACAAUGUGUCCUUAUUUAAAUAAAAGUUCUGAUAUUUGUGUCAUUUGCAAGAAUCAGCUUGAACGCAAAGUUCUACACCAAAGAACGAACUUAUUGUAUUUAUAUGUAUUUAAAUGGUUUGUUUUUUUUUUUUAGCAAUAAGUAAUAUAUUUUGUGAUUUUUUGCAACUUAAGUGAAUCGAAAACCAAAAAGUGUAUUACAUAAAACUAACUGAACAUUGUAAACGAUGACUAAUAAAAAAAUAGAAGCGAAAAUUAACGGCAAAUAAAUGUGAUAAGCACUGGCAA
Messenger RNA from Rhagoletis zephyria (snowberry fruit fly), 3352 nucleotides. RefSeq names its product Na[+]/H[+] hydrogen exchanger 1 (gene Nhe1). The record is from RefSeq and is a predicted model, not a curated record. Lineage: Eukaryota; Metazoa; Arthropoda; Insecta; Diptera; Tephritidae. Gene Ontology annotation, molecular function: potassium:proton antiporter activity; sodium:proton antiporter activity. Gene Ontology annotation, biological process: sodium ion transport; potassium ion transmembrane transport; regulation of intracellular pH. Gene Ontology annotation, cellular component: membrane.